Messenger RNA from Prunus armeniaca (apricot), 681 nucleotides. Lineage: Eukaryota; Viridiplantae; Streptophyta; Magnoliopsida; Rosales; Rosaceae. The record is from the annotation of a GenBank genome assembly.
AUGCGUCCUGAUGAGAUCUUCAGGUUGUCACGAGCGCGUAGGAUUUCGCGAAUCUCAAUUUGGAUGUCGUUUGACUAUCGAACGGAUUUCGCAUUUUGUGCGUUAUCCAGGAAUUCGCGGAUCAUGAAUCGGAGCCCCGGAUGUUCCGAUUCAAUAAUUCAUAGUUUAUGGGUUAGCGAUAACCGGCCAAUUGGUUCGUAUCUCGAAAUAGGUGCUCCGGUCGAUCAUACUCAGCAGGCAGGACCCUCUCAGGGUUGGGCAGCUUGGGGUUACUUGUUAGUGGACUUUGUUUUCAAGCAUACGCAUGGCUUCCCACACGUGUCGUUGGCAGUGCCGGUGUGUGGGAAGAACAUGGGAUUAUGGGUCUUACACGUGCCGUUGGCAGUGCCGGCGUGUGAGACACUUCCCAUAUGUGUCGUUGGCAGUGCUGGCGUAUGGGAAGAGUAUGUAUAUUGCUUGGAAUCAUCACACAUGUCGUUGGCAGUGCCAGUGUAUAAUGGUGUGAACGUCUCGGUUUUUAGUAAGUGGGCCCAGCAUCGGGAUGAUGACGGCAAAAAGACGGGAUUCGACCUGGAUUCAGGGGGAUUCCGGGGCGGGUCCUGUCAGCUUGGUAUCAAAGCGUUAGAAUCAUGUCAGCUCGCAGAGCAAGAACUAGAGGUCGUGGCCAGAGAUGGGCGCUAA